CGGGAAAAGGUGACUUCACGCCGUUGUAUAUGGAUUAACGGUUCUGAACACAGAACAUGCUGCUGGAAGUGGAACACAGCUGACUGAUUUCUCAUGCCAUGGCAUUCCGGAGAUGUAUAAUGAUGACCUUAAAACCACAUAGGACUUUGACUUAUUCCUGUCUGGCCACAAUAAGGAGGCACCUCUCAGGGAUUAGCACGUGGGUCAAACUGGACACGAACUGCCUUACUACGAGAACGCGGUCAGUCUCUAUGUGUACAUGUACAAGCAAGCAGUUCCACCACACCACUACUCACCCUCAAAAAGGAAAAGCCACAGAUUCAGAUAUUUGGAACAUAUCUGGAUUUUAUCAAGAAGAGUUCCAAAGAAAAAUUUCUAAAUUAGAAGAACCUGAAUCAGAAGCAAAAUUCAGCCAUGUCCCGGUGAUGGUACAAGAAGUUGUGAAGCUUCUUCACCCUAAACAAGGCAAGCUAUUUAUAGACAUGACCUUUGGAGCUGGAGGUCACACAAAGGCCAUUUUGGAAGAAAAUCCUGAAGCUCAAGUAGUCUGUCUUGACAGAGACCCUCUUGCUUACAUCAAUGCUGAGGAACUUGCAAAAUCUUAUGGGCCUCAGCAGCUGCUGCCAUGUAUAGGGCAGUUUUCUGAGCUGCCAGGAAUUCUAAAGAAGCAUGGGAUUUCCCCGGGAUCGGUGGAUGGGAUUCUGUUUGAUGUGGGAGCGUCCUCAAUGCAGUAUGACCAGAGGGAGCGAGGAUUCUCACUAAGCAGGGAGGGACCACUGGAUAUGAGAAUGGACAAUGGCAGAAAUCCUGAUGGUAUUUCAGCUGCAGAUGUUGUCAAUCACUUGACUGGACAGGAACUUAAGCAUAUCAUUAAGAAAUAUGGAGAGGAUCCAUUGGCCAAUAAAAUCUCUCAUGCUAUUGUGUCUGCUCGUAAUGUCUCUGGAAGGAUCAGCACCACGAAGGAGCUUGCUGACAUCAUAGAAAAUGCUCUGGAUGGCACAAUUCAGAGGGAUAAACUGAGUCGUAAAAGUCAUGUGGCAACAAGGACAUUCCAAGCUCUACGAAUAUUUGUCAAUGAUGAACUGAACGAAAUAAACAAUGGACUCCAUGUGGCCUACCAUUACCUGCGACCCCACGGAGUCUGUGUGGGAAUUUCCUUCCAGUCGCUGGAAGAUAGGAUCUUCAAGAGACAUUUUCAUGGCAUUGACAUGGAAGAACCUAAAAACAUGACAUCAAAGCAGCAGGCUCGUGCCAUGAAGGAUGACCAUCAGAAAUACAGCAAGGAGCUGAUUCAGAAAUUGCUUAAGAAGCGAUGGAUUCCUGUGUGUAAGACUGCCAUGACCCCAACGAAUAGUGAAGUCAACGAGAAUCCACGCAGUAGAUCAGCCAAGCUUAGAGCUGCCAUUAAAGGACUGGAUAGUUAACAUCGGUGGACUCUAUAUAUGUAGUCGCCAAAACCAAAAAUAAUUCUGCUUCACUGUUCCUUGCUGACAUACGAGGGUCAAUCAAAAUAAAAUAAAGUGCUGUACAGUUUUAUUGCAACAAAAACAAGAAGUGUACAUGUAUUAUGUGGUUAUUUUUUUUUUAAAUAUCAUAACAUGUCACUUAAAGGAUGGUUAACUUUUGACUUUAAGUUUUUAAGAUGCAAAACAAAAUGAAAUCAAUUUUUGAAAAUGAAAUAAUUCAUUUUAGAAAUAGACUAUUAUUUAUACUUUAAAAGAGAACUGUUUCAUUUAAAUAUAAGUUGAAAUGAUCUUCAGAUUUGCCUGCUAUGUCAUUUUUCUCUUUACAAUUUAACAACACUUCUUUUGAUACACUACCAUAUCAUCUUAUCAUUUAUUAAAACCUAACAUCAUCAAUAAAAUCAUUUUAUAGAUUUUUUUUAAUGGUAUUG
Magallana angulata is the source of this 1894-nucleotide messenger RNA. Its product is annotated as probable methyltransferase-like protein 15 homolog. The record is from RefSeq and is a predicted model, not a curated record. The coding region runs from base 99 to 1424 and encodes 441 amino acids. Gene Ontology annotation, biological process: rRNA base methylation. Gene Ontology annotation, molecular function: rRNA (cytosine-N4-)-methyltransferase activity. The transcript is spliced from 7 exons. Lineage: Eukaryota; Metazoa; Mollusca; Bivalvia; Ostreida; Ostreidae.